UCGAUCACAUCGGAGCUUCUACACACUUCCGAAGAACUUUUAUCCGUCCACAAUGAAAACAAAAGUUCAUAGUAAUUUGUUAAAACAGCAAACAAUACACGUAAAUCCUAUUCAAGAAUAUCGGAAACGUACAGAUGUAGCUUUUAUUGUUAUAUUUGGAAUAAUAUUUUGGUUUUGGAUCAGUAUUACAUUUCAAGCUCUAGUGUAUCCUACAGUAUUUGAAUUCAUAAAUGAGUGUGACUUGGAUUGUGCUGUCAUAGAUAAGAAAGGAUAUAUUCUGUUUGAUGUUGAAGACAUUGAAUUGAAUUUUACAUGGAUUUUUCUAUUAUGCACCGUGGUUGCUGGUAUAGUAGCAAUUGUAUAUAUGUUUCUUCUGUUCCAACCGAAAAUAGGCUAUGCUAUAAUAUACAUCGCAGUAAUAAUACUUUUUUCUUCGAUAUUCACAAAUUUUACAGGAAUGAUUAUGUUAUUUAAAGGAUACAGUUAUACGAUCAUUAUCUUAUUUUCACUUUUCUUGUUACUGUAUAUAGUUUAUCAAACAGUCGUUCUUUAUUGUUUUGGCAAAGUAGGAGUAAAACCAAUACUCAAAAUAAUUGAAGACUCCUGUCGAACAUUACUAUUUUAUCCAUCAUGUUUAUUAUUCGUACUUUUUAUGUCUGUUUUAAUAAUUUUGAUAUUCAGUCUUUCACUUUAUGCAUUGAAACAUAUUCCGACAUAUUACGUACGAAAAUCUCACAUUGUAACAUACUACGCCAUAGAAAUAUUUGGUGCCAUCGUUGUUGUAGGAUUCAUUACAAACUUUACUCAAUUAGUAAUUUCUGGAUUUGUCAUUGAUUGUUUUUGGACCACAAAUAAAAAUUUAGUAUUAGGGUUUUCUGUUAAAAAAAAUAUUAAAAGAGCUUUAAGCUAUCAUAUGGGAACAGUAUCCUUUGGAUCAAUACCACUACUACCAAACGUUUGUGCUAUUAUACAAGCUUGUUGCUGCGAAAGUGAUACUGAUGGAAUUCCGAAAAAUGAUAAUAUUUUCAUAAGAUUUUUCAGCCAGGUUAGUUUGAUAAUUAACAUAAGAGAUUUCGCAUUGAUACAAACGACAAUUUAUGGAUCUAACUACACGAAUUCAAUAAUAACAGCUAUUGAUUUAGCAUCGCAAAAUUCCAAAUUAAAUUUAGCCGUAAUAGAGAUAUCCAAUGUCAUUGUUAUGAUUGGAAUUGUGCUGACAAUAUUGCCAUUUGAAGUUGAAAAACUCUAUUUUGCCAUGUACUCUAUUCCGGUUCCUUAUUUCAUAAUACUGAUAACUGCAUUUCGUUCAUUACUAGUAAAUCAGAUGAUAAUGCAAAAUACAUCGAAACCUACGAAAAGGUUGAUAGUUGCACAAAAAUCUUCAACGCCACCAAUGUAUUAUGUGUGAUAAUUGUCUGUGAUAGAUUUAAAAUAUAAUAAUAAUAGUUUUGAAAGUACAAUACAAUAUGUUCCACAUCUGUAUUUUUUAAAGAUACCAGUGGUAUUCAACAUAAUUGUUAUGUAACA
Molecule: messenger RNA, 1527 nt
Organism: Phymastichus coffea
Lineage: Eukaryota; Metazoa; Arthropoda; Insecta; Hymenoptera; Eulophidae
Product: choline transporter-like 2
Exons: 7
Coding region: 53-1408 (451 amino acids)
Biological process (GO): transmembrane transport
Cellular component (GO): membrane
Molecular function (GO): transmembrane transporter activity
Source: RefSeq, a predicted model, not a curated record